AUGGUCAAUCGUCAAGCAACAUUGAAGGACGUAAACCCACAACAAUGGGUCGUUGCCUAUGCUGAACACUUGAAGAAGCAAGGAAAGAUUGUUUUGCCAAAGUGGGUUGAUAUUGCCAAGACUGCUGUCCACAAGGAAUUGCCACCAGCAAACCCAGAUUGGUUCUACAUUCACUGUGCUGCUGUUGCUAGAAACAUUUACAUUAGACCAGGAACCGGUGUCCAAGGUUUGAGAAAGAGAUACGGUUCAUCAAAGAACGGUGGUUAUGCUCCAUAUCACCAUGGAAGAGCCUCCAGAACUGUCCAAAGAAAGUGUAUGCAAGAAUUGGAAAGAAUUGGUGUUUUGGAAUCCGAGGAACAAUCAAAGAACCCACACUCUGGAAGAAGAGUCACAUCCCAAGGUAGAAAGGAUAUGGACAGAAUUGCCCAAGCCCUCAAAUUGAAGAAGCUCUAA
Naegleria lovaniensis is the source of this 453-nucleotide messenger RNA. RefSeq lists its product as uncharacterized. Bases 1 to 453 code for a protein of 150 amino acids. The record is from RefSeq and is a predicted model, not a curated record. Gene Ontology annotation, cellular component: ribosome. NCBI's taxonomy places the organism in Eukaryota, Heterolobosea, Eutetramitea, Acrasida, Naegleriidae. Gene Ontology annotation, molecular function: structural constituent of ribosome. The transcript has a single exon. Gene Ontology annotation, biological process: translation.